AAUCUUCUCAUGCGCCGCCAAUCAUAUUACAAGUUGGAAACCAGUAUUCUGCCAAUAGCAUUAUAUUUGUUAUAACUGAUGUCACUGCCUCUGAAAUCUUCUCCUGCACCGCCAAUCAUAUUACAAGUUGGAAACCAGUAUUCGGCCAAUAGCAUUAUAUCUAUUAUAACUGAUGUCUCUGCCUCUGAAAUCUUCUCCUGCAACACCAAUCAUAUUGCAAGAUGAAAACCGACAUUCAAACAAAUUUUCAGCAAAUAAUUUUAAUUUCGUUAACGAAAACAACAUAUCUAACAUAGGCCUUUCAAACACAACGUUAGGGCAAAUUGAGCUCAGAAAAAUUUCAACCAGCAACCUCUCAAUUUAGCCAAGUCACUCAAGGAUUUGUUUAAACAUCACAAUUCAGUGACUAGAAUUUUAGUGGCAACAAAUUUAAGACCUAUAAUAAAUUUGCCAAAAAAAUUGGUUACAAACAGAGCGUUUUAUAUUUAAUUUCUUCCGUCGUUUUUUGCCCUUACAGAUUUGAUUCGUCAAAAGUGUUUGGCUGGUUGGCAGCUGAGUGAAAAUCUCAAGUGAGAAAUUAUUAAAGAAACGGAAUUUUCUUGGUUGCAAGCUAAUAUUGGCAGAGACCCUUCUCCACCAUCCAAUCGUCUCUGCGUAAAAGGAAGGAAGAAGAAGAAGAAAAGAACACACUUCUUUUUUCCGGGGUUCUAUUUCUCAUAUAGAUUCUCCACUUCUUGCUGCGAAACGGACUCUCAAGUCUCAACAGAAACAGAAGAAAAAGAAAAAGAAAUCUGUUCUUCGUCCGUUUUCCUCUGCUUUUGCUUUCUGAUUUUGUUCUGGGGCUAACUUCUUUCUUGUUGGUUUUCCUGGAACGAAAGCUUCACACUUUCCCUCGCUCUGUAGCGAACCCAUAUCGCCAUUUUCCCCUGCUUCAGCUUUUCCUUCGUCUCCCAAGUCACAUUCGCCUAUUUCGGUUCUGGGUUUCAUCGACCGGCUCAGUAUUGGUUUGUCAACUCUCUAUCUCUAGCUUACAUUUAACUUGAAUUCCAAAUCGUGUAGCGAUGUAAAUUUGUUCUUGUUUUCUGUCCUGAAUUGAAGUGAAUUCAUCGGCUUGGCAGAAAAUAGUUGAGCUCAGGCUGGAAAAUAAUUGGCCCUGUUUCAUUCCAACUGUACAUUGCAUACGUUGUAUUUGAGUGAUUCCUGAACUGGGUUUUCGCCAGAAACUCCGAUUCGUGUGUAAUUGGAAACCAUUGAGAUGGUGAUAUUAUCAAUGAAGGUUUCUAUUUGCCAGUGAUAAUGCCUUAUCUUAUCGUUGUCUUAUCUUAUCCUUUCUUUGGAACCUGAGAACUCAGAUAUAUGGCUACAUCAAUGAAUAGUUGGAAUUUGCAUCAGGAAGUAGUGGGUUGAUUAAUCUAUCUAAGAUUUGCAUUUUUCCUUCUUCCUUGUCUGCAUAUUUGAGAUCUGUUUUAGUUUACCUUAUUGAACUUCUGAUCACUGCAUAUUGUUCAUGAGGUCAAUGCUAUUCUGAGAGAGAGAGAUCCCAGUUUCCAAUCACUUUCUUAGGCUUAAUAUGGCAAUCGCUGGCUGAUCUGUAUGGAGAACUAUAUCUGAGAGUUUUUUUUUUACUCCUUUUGGGUCAUUCUUCUCCUGCAGACUUCAAUGGACCAAGGCAUAGUGUUACAAUAUCAUCAUUCCCUAUAUACUGCUUAAAUUACUUGAUAUGAUUAUAAUUCGUGAUAAAAUUUUCUUUUAACUUACUUCUGCAUUUCUUCUCCAACUGCAGUCUUGAAUAAUGCGAGGAUCAAGCGGUUUACAGACUGAAGGAGAACUGAAGGUAAGUUUUGGCUACCAAUGCAAUGGCAGUGGUUGUGAAACCCAUAAUCCAGAACCUAUCCUCCAAAGGAACAGCAGCUUCUCUUGUUUAUCAGGUGCUGCCUUGAGUGCUAAUGCCACAUUGGCCAACACAAACAUGUGCAACGGUCUCAUAGGUGCAGAAAUUCUCCCCAGUUGGGACUCCCCCAAAUCCUUCCGGAGGAUCCCCUCAUCUUCAUCAUUUUCCAAGCUCGACAUACUCUCGUCUUCUCUCCAAAGCACCGGGUCAUACUUGAGCUGCAGCCCAUCUUCUCCAAGCCCACUUGACUAUGAAUCCAUGAGUGCACCCUCAAAAUCUGAAGGCUUUCUGAACGCCAUGGAAGUUCAAGUGGCUGGUGGAGCUGCUGGUGAAGACAGAGUUCAAGCUGUUUGCUCUGAAGAAAAUGGAUGGCUGUUCUGUGCUAUCUAUGAUGGAUUCAACGGAAGGGAUGCUGCUGAUUUUCUAGCUGGAACAUUGUAUGAAACUAUCAUAUUUCAUACUAACUUGCUGGACUGGGAUUCAAAUCAGGAUGUUGUCAAGGCUUCGAAUGUAUGCCCUGAUGCCUUCCUUCGAUGUGCCCUUGAAGAAGGGAAUGAUGCUUCUCUUGGGACUCGGGAUAACCAUGAUUCUGGAGAUUCCUUCAGAGACAAGGUACUUGAUAGCCUACAACGUGCAGUUGCCAAGGCUGAGAAUGAUUUCCUGUACAUGGUAGAGCAUGAAAUGGAGGAUAGACCAGAUCUUGUCUCGGUGGGGUCUUGUGUGUUGGUUGUUCUUCUUCAUGGGAUGGAUUUGUAUACCUUGAACUUAGGUGAUAGCAGAGCUGUAUUGGCAACAUAUGAUGAAGACCAUAAUAAGCGGUUAAAGGCUGUCCAGCUAAGUGAUUGCCACACCGUUGAUAAUGACCUUGAGAGAGCUAGGGUUAUUAGUGAGCAUCCUGAUGAUCCUGCUACUAUAGUUGGAGGCAAAGUAAAGGGGAAAUUGAAGGUCACUAGAGCUUUCGGAGUUGGUUACCUGAAAUCGAAGAAGCUGAAUGAUGCUCUGAUGGGUAUCCUCCGUGUCAGAAACCUAGUAAGCCCACCGUAUGUCUCCACUGAACCAUCUUUGAAUGUGCACAGAAUAUCGAAAUCGGAUCACUUUGUUAUAGUAGCAAGCGAUGGCCUUUUCGAUUUCUUCACCAAUGAGGAGGCAGUGGAGCUUGUCCAUUCCUUUAUGGAUAGCAACCCUUCUGGCGAUCCAGCAAAGUUUGUCUUGGAACAGCUUGUCAAGAGAGCUGCUGCUUGUGCAGGUUUUAGCAUGGAGGAAUUGAUGAACAUCCCGGCUGGCAGGAGGAGGAAAUACCAUGACGAUGUCACUGUAAUUGUCGUCAUUCUUGGAACAAACCAGAGAACCUUGAAGGCAUCAACGUUUGUAUGAGGGGCUUCUGUUGUCACUCUAUGAUGUGCUGUACAUUUUGUCAAGGUGUUGACAAUGAAAAGCCUCCUAAGAUUAGUCUUCUGUAAAUAAGUAGGGGAACAUUUUUGCAGGGUUUUAAUGGUUUCUUUCUCUAUGAAUGUUUCUUUGGAAUAAAAGACAUACAGGAAACCAUUUUUGAUCUUUUUGGAAGGGAAGAAGCUUUAGGGGUCGUUUGGAUGAGGAAUUCUAAUGGAUCAAUCUGACACAAUUGUCUCGUUUUGAGUCAAUUGUGCUAGAUUGAUCCGUUUGGCAGCAGAAAAUUUGGAUGAAGCAAUUUGGGCUGGGGAAUUCUGAAUUGACUCAUUUUGAGCCAAUUACAAUUGUCUGGGGUGGGGGCAGGUAAUCUGAAUUGACUCGUUUUAAAUGACUCGUUUUGUAAAAUGAAACAAUUGGUCAAAUUGUCUCGUUUUACAAUUGAUCCAUCCAAACGACCCCUUAGAGAAUUCCCACCAUGUGCAAUGUUGGAAGCCUAGAAGGCUAUUGCUUUUCUGGCCUUUUGAUUUGGCUGAUCUUUCUAUUUGACUGGUUUUCCAUUAGCUCUAAGCAACACCAGGAAAAGCCACCUUUUUAGAAUCUUUUCCCCUAUCAUCCAUGACCAGCCAUUGUGGGAACCUAAAACUAUCUGCAGCCCUUGUUUGAAUUAGGACAUUGCCAGAAAGUAUGUUCAUUGUGUUCUCUUCUUCAGCUAGCCAUUGUCAAUGCAUUCUGCUUAGAUACUUUUUGGUAGAAAGACAGGAUGCCUAAUUCAUUGAUCACAAUUUGCAGAGGGGCAGGUGAUAUCUCUUUUUAGCUAUACAAUCUGGUUAAAGUUUCUUUUUUUCCUGUUCACAAGUGAUUCCUACUUUCCAUGAUUUCUUUCAUUACCGCAUGGAAAUUGGCUUCUUUCUUAAGUUUAGUUUAAUGUUAUAAUUUUCUAUCAUAUGUUGAAUGGAAGCUUAGUUGUUCAGUAAUGCUUUUACCUUUUGCUUCAGUUAUGUAACUUUGUUGGUAUUAUGGGUGGAUUAGACAAGGUGUCAAUUAAAGAACAAUAUAGGAGUUUGGAAUUACAUGACGGGUUAUGGGAGUGACAUUAUCCUCAUCCUUAUCCUUUUUACUAUCCUUAAAAAGGUUUCAUCUGAAAAACAAAAGGAUGAAGUUGGGGAUAAACCCUGCAAAUAUAGCAAGAAACACAAGGAUAAAUGGAAAAAAAAAGUCUAAAACAAGAGAAAGAACUUCAUUAUGGAAGUAAACACACAAACAUUUAAAGAAUUGGUGUCGAUAAUUCGAAUUGUUAGAAGAUAUUAAAAUGUGAAUUUUAUAUUAUUUGUUAAUUUUCUAAACGAAAUCAUUAUAUAUGGAUUUGAAAUUUGCACAAAUAUGAAUGCUACGUACUUACCAAAUAAGAGAUACAUAAAUUCGAUAAAAAUAUUUCGAAAUCAACUAGCUCAAUCCAAAUUUCCCUGCAUGUUGCACGCAGUGGCAGAUCCAGGGGGUGGCAACCCCGGGCCAGGGCCCCAGCCCUUUGGAUCCGGAGAUAGUAUAGUUCUUAUGAGUUUGUUGAUUUUAGUCAUCCGGUCCAGUGUUAUUUUAUAAUAGAUAUGUGUGUGUAAUUAGGAAAAUAGGUAAAAUGAACAUAUUCAAAUUAC
Linum trigynum is the source of this 4929-nucleotide messenger RNA. NCBI's taxonomy places the organism in Eukaryota, Viridiplantae, Streptophyta, Magnoliopsida, Malpighiales, Linaceae. The record is from the annotation of a GenBank genome assembly.